This is a messenger RNA of Durusdinium trenchii, 858 nucleotides long. The record is from the annotation of a GenBank genome assembly. Lineage: Eukaryota; Dinophyceae; Suessiales; Symbiodiniaceae.
AUGAGCCACUCGGACGUCAAAGAACUUUUUGAGGACAGUCUUCGUGAGAACAGUUCAGCAAUACAACAAUGCGUUGGGGACAAUGCUUCUAACGUCAUUGCCCGUAUGGAGCACUUGAACAAUGAGAACGCUCAGGAGUCAAGAGCAAUGUUCUUCUUCAGUGAGGUUGCAAAACCAACAUUUGAGAAAACACUUGAGACUUUCGGAAAGACUUGCCCGGACAAAGAAGUCUCUCCACUCCUUCCUGAGACCGUCAAAGCACUUGAGCCGCUUGGUGAUACAAAGUUUUGGAUGCGGGGGUCUGCCAGGAAGAAGGACGCAGACAUGGUGCUUGUUCGACUUAGGACGAUGCACGUGCAAAUGAAGAAGAUGGACAAGGUUCACGAGGAGCUUGAGGCCCUGAAGGCCAAUGCCAGGGACACCUUCCAUCUCCUGCAGACCAUUUUGAUUAUCCACAACACGCAAGUGACAAACGAAGGCUUCAACAGUGUGCUUCAGGAACUUCAGAACAUCUUCCGCAUCCUGGUGGAAGCUGAGCUCACCCGGCGAGUGGUGGCCGGAAGCUACAAAGGCCCCUUCCAGGCGAUCAGCUACUCUUUGCCCUACCAAGCUCGUGCAGCAUUGCCCUCGAACUUCGACUGCGACCUGGGCUACACCAUCGGCUAUGCGGCAGCGACCUUCAUCACCCAGGAAAGAACAGCCUUGAUGGUGGACGUCACCAAGCUCAAAGAUGAUGUCAAGAGCUGGGAGGUCCGAACUCCGAACGAACUGCCUUCGCGAGGGCCGUGUCGAUCCAGCGAGGCAGCCUUUGAGUUGAUUGGGACAUUUCAGGUUGGUGACCUAGCUAUGAAGGUCUAA